AUGGUGGUGGCAACGGUGGUGGUGGUGGUGGUGGUGGACUCUCAGUACCGCCAUACCCGCCAAAGCACGAGCACCGUGACAGAUAUAUCAAGAAACAAAAUCACCAUUAAGGAACGAAACGGAGGAUACUGGUGGAACAGAGACGGGCUGGUCUCUUCAGGCGCGGACUAUGCGAUCCUGGAUCAGAGGUCGUUCGCAUCGCCGGACACGGGGUGUCAGACAGCAGCACGAUCUUCCCUGAUCUUGGAGGAAACGGCAGCCAGUUCGUUGGCGCGGUACUGGGCCCUAGUUCACGCCGACAAAAUGCCGGAGAAAGAGGUCGCCUACCAUCAGGAAGCGUUCUCCCUGUUGCCACCACCGCCGCCACCCCAUCAUCCGCAUUCGGCCUUUCACGCGGCUUUCCAUCCGCACCCUCAUCCACCGCCGCCGCCGCCGUUCCAUCCGCAUCAUGGACCACCGCCGCCGCCGCAUCCGGCCGCAGCGGCCGCAGCCGCAUGGGAGCAUCACGCGGCCGCCGCGGCUGCUGCAGCCGCCGCUGCCUUUCACGCGCCACCGCCUCAUCCGUGA
Molecule: messenger RNA, 567 nt
Organism: Dufourea novaeangliae
Lineage: Eukaryota; Metazoa; Arthropoda; Insecta; Hymenoptera; Halictidae
Product: forkhead box protein L2-like
Exons: 2
Coding region: 1-567 (188 amino acids)
Source: RefSeq, a predicted model, not a curated record